Myxozyma melibiosi is the source of this 780-nucleotide messenger RNA. Its product is annotated as mitochondrial ribosomal subunit S27-domain-containing protein. NCBI's taxonomy places the organism in Eukaryota, Fungi, Ascomycota, Lipomycetes, Lipomycetales, Lipomycetaceae. The transcript is spliced from 3 exons. The record is from RefSeq and is a predicted model, not a curated record. Bases 85 to 492 code for a protein of 135 amino acids. Gene Ontology annotation, cellular component: mitochondrion.
CAGCUGCUGCAGCUCGCUUCAUAUUCCACCAGCAAAUUCAGUCGUUUCUUGUCUUUACACACACAAACAUCAGGGACAAAGAAAAUGUCUUCCGCGUCAACAGCUGCGAGCACAGUGAAGACGGCCAUCGCCGCCGUCUCGAAAACCAUUAUCGGAGGCCGCGUCGCCAGCAAGCCGCCCGCCGAGCGCAUGCACAAGCUCCUCAAGACCUCCUGCGACGUCUUCGAGACGUUCUACAACCCGCUCAACUACAGGACCGGAAACAAGGUCCUCCGCAAGAAAUUCGCGGGGCCGACCGUGGCGUCGUAUUAUCCGCAGAAAUCGCCAGUCACGAUGGGAACUAUCCGCAAGGCGUUUCCUGGGUUUGAAUUCCCGUUGCCGGAGAACGAGCUGUUCCGGAUGUCGAUGGCUGAGGUCCGCCGACGAAGAGGAAAGGGACCACCAACAAAGAAGGACGAAUCUGCUCAAAAGUCGAAGCAUCGCAGACGGUGAACGAAUUCUCUCAACUCUUGAGUUUUUGAUGCCUGUCUUUCUUGCAAUGCUUUCUCCCUUUUUAUCUAUCACCGGAGGUUUUCUUUGAAUUUGAUAUUCAAAAGUUCCGGGCCAUCCUCUCUUUGAAUCGAUUACUACGUUCGGUUUACGCAUCUCACUUUGUACAUAUACACAUCUACCCACACAAAUCUUCUUACCAAGCGACGACACCCGAAUUGUCUGUCUGUCUACCUUUGUUUAUAUGUAAAAUAUACAAUCAUUUAUGCUAUACAAUCAUCGCGCUCAAGA